UGUUCUGAAGUAUAAGGAAAACGGUACGCAACGGCUAUUUUCUUCUCUCUCACAAACCGGACCAGCUUUCUUUUCUUUUCUCUCUCAACUACCUUGGUUCAAUGCCUUCAAUGCCUUCAAUGCUGGUUGUUGCUCCGUCCAAGUCGUCUUCAAUGCUUUUCAGCUACCCACAAACCACAAAACCAUCAAAACAGAGAAGGAAAGGAACUCAGAAACCCAUUAGCCGAACCUCUCUAAACCACUCCCCCCUGUUCUUCCUUCACUUGAGUGAAUCUCCUCUCCACUGUGGACACCUUUGCCGCCGCUGUGGACACCGUUGCCGCCGCUGUGGGUCUCCGCAUUCACCGAAGGAAGUUCUAGGAAAAAUGGUUAAGGAGAAAUUGAAGGAUGGUGGUAGUACUGAUCAGAGAGCUGACUGGAAAGACCCUAAGGAACAACAAGCCUUUUGUCAAUUAUGUGCUGCUCAAGUCCUAGCCGGCCAGAGGAAAGGAGGGUUUCUAACCAAAGUUGGGGUUGACAACGUGAUUGAACAGUUGGGUAACAUGGGGAAAGUAGUGACUCCACUUCAAGUUAAGAACAAAUGGGAUCAUCUGAAAAAAGGGUGGAGGGAUUAUAACCAGUGUUUUGACAAUGAGACUGGGUUGGGUUAUGACCCGGGAACUGGGAUGCUUCAUGCCCCUGAUGAGUGGUGGACUCGAAAGAUUGCGGAAUGUCCCCUUGCAAAAACCUUUAAAAAUAAAGGUUUGCCGAAUCGUGACUUCAAAAACAUCAUGUAUGGAGGCACGGUUGCAACAGGAAAAAAUGCGUUUUGCACGAGCGGUCAAUUACCAAAGGAAACCACCGAAGGUUCUGGGGACUCUGCUGAUAGCACAGAAUUUGUUGACCCCCAAUGUGAACCGUUUGUGAAUGUUGACACAAUGGAGGUUGAAGGUCCAUCAUUGUCGAGGGUAGAACCAGCAGUGAGUAAGGGGAAAGGCUUGGCAACCAGUGUCCACCUUUUCAAGCCAAUGUACAAGAAAUCAAAAAAAAAGCCUUCAGUUGCGCAAGAGAUGUCCGAAUCUUUGAAGAGCAUCUCAAAUGUGAUUGUUCAGAGUAGAAGUGGAAGUACACAUAAGGAUAUUGCUUCCACAGCAACUACUCAAGUUAAAACCAUUUUGGACAUGGUGUUGAGUCUUCCAGGGGUGUACUCGGGGCAUUACCUUCAUCUGUUUAGCACCAUCUACUUCAUGGAAAAAGAGUGGGGUAGGCACAUGUUUCUUGCCCUUGGCGAUGACAAGAAUAUCAAACUGAAGUGGCUAGAAAAAGAGUACCAAAGGCACCCUGAAUUCCAUAUUGACUGAAGGAAAGAAAAUUGUCUCGAUAGGAACACGGGCUUGGUGUAGUAAUUGCAUUUUCAGCGUUGUACUUGUUGGACUAUUGUUUUUUUUUUUUUUUUUUUUAGGCGUAGAACUAAAGCUUACCAUGGCUGUGUAUGUAAGACAAAAUUUAUCAUUUCUAUGUCAACUUUUGGGUAUAUUUAUAUA
Quercus lobata is the source of this 1523-nucleotide messenger RNA. Its product is annotated as L10-interacting MYB domain-containing protein-like. Lineage: Eukaryota; Viridiplantae; Streptophyta; Magnoliopsida; Fagales; Fagaceae. The coding region runs from base 102 to 1340 and encodes 412 amino acids. The transcript is spliced from 3 exons. The record is from RefSeq and is a predicted model, not a curated record.